UUUCGUUAUGACCCUAGAAGAGGUGGUGAAAGCGAUACGUGCCAAUCAGCGUCUGAUGGCGGAGCGAUUAUUGAAGGAGGAAUGGUUAGCUGCGAGCGAUCCGACUGAGCUGUUUUAUCGAUUGAUUAAAAAUGGAAUGGUAGAGGUGUUGAAGUUACUCCAGGAAAUGAAACUUUACAGUGAAUGGGAAGUUUUCCGAUAUGGUUCUAAUGUGGUGAACGAAUUGAACGUGAAAAAUGUAGAAAUUCCCAGUGAAAUGGAGGUGUACUUGUUAUACAUUUUAUCGACGUAUGGUUUUCGAAAUUUACGCGGUGAUCCAGCUUCAGAAAAGCCUGCCAACUAUUGGGAGGACUCUAUAAGCAAAGUGGAAGAAUAUUAUCGAAAACUUCGACAACGCAAAAAGUGGUACGAUUAUCUAGAUGUGGAUGAUGAAGUCAUAUUUCAACUGCGCAUUAUUCAUAACCACUUGUACUUUAUCAAGGACCAUGAACUGAUAAAACCGUUGCCAUUGAGAGAAAUGAUUUUUUGCUUGGCUUUUUUCUUGCAAGUCUGCCGGAGGGAACCGAAUUGUGACAUAUACGCUACUAUCAUCAACAAACGCAAAGUUAUGCAGUAUUUGAGAGCUCUUGUAUCACGACUUGUGGCAAUCAAGGUAAAAGCGAACAACAAACCGAAGCAGAACCAUAUGUUCAAGCGAUUGAGAAAAACUUAUCGUAAAGCAAAACCAAUUCAUUCAAUUUUCAAAGUUUUACAGAGUGGCAAACUAAGUGAAGAAUUGGUUCUUCAGAAUCGCGCGAAUGUGGCCACAGCCAUUGCGUCCAUGAAACGUUUUUCGCAAAUUUUGGGAGAGGCCACUAGUAACAUUGCCCACUCGCCAAACUUCUCGGCUAGAUUUUCUGAACUUCUGCCAUAUGAACACACUAGUUCUCAGAACACGGAUCGAAAGUAUCGCAAUGAGUCGACUCAUGGGUUUCCACUUCUUCAGCUGUGGGCUCGAGAGGUGGAUUACUUUCAUUUAUUUGAUCACAUGCUUGGAUAUCUUCGUACAGUCAGCAUCUCGUUUUUAUAUAUUUGGAUCUACAUUUUGGACAACUGCAUACUGCAGUUCCAUGGAACGAUGAGACGCUGUCGAACGGUUGAGGAAAUGCAAGCUUUUGUACGAUACGCCGGAAGCAGUCAAAUCUUGAGCCUCCACCAGCGAGCUUCUCAAGAUGUCGUAAAACAUCUCGGCGAACUGCGUCAAAUUUUGAACGAAACGGGUAGUAAAAUUAUCGCCUCUCUAUAUGAGAAGGAAAUUGAACGGAUUAAAUCUAUGCAGCAAGAGCCGAUUUGUUUUUCUUUCGUUCCUGUCCAAAUAGCGGCCUUUGGUGAUGCCCCGAUCGAAGCGAUCUACCGGCUGCUGAACUUGAAGCUCAACAUACAAUAUAAUGAUCAAAUGUCAUGGGAUUGGAAACAGCUCAUCAAGUUAGUAACAAUCCGUCCAGUAUUGCAUAAAAUUGCGAAGCCAUUUUUGAUACCACGUAAUUUUUAUGAACCGGAAAUGAAACGCUAUCGGGAAAAAAGUCAUUCGAUUCUCAACCGUUUCGCCAGUAACUUACGUUUGGAUGAUGAGUUGCUUGGUAGACUGGAGGAAAAGCUGCAUAAUGCCCUGUCCAAAAGGUACUAUCAACAUAUUUUUGCCUUAGAUUGUAAAGCUCAAGCUAUUCGCGAUUCGCUGAAAUUGACACUUGUGGGGACCAAGGCAUCGUUGGAACUGCGGAACCCAGUAUCCAAACAGCAAACUCGGGAAUUCAAACAGCGCAAUCAGGAGUUUAAAAAUAACCUAGAAGUAAUGCUGAAGAAUGAUAAGCAAGAGUUGAAAGAGGUUUUUCUAGGAGUUAUUCGCAACAUAAGAGAUGCUUUCGAUGAAAGUCGCUGUGACACGGUAGAAAAUUUUACCAAAAACAUCCACAAAAUUCCGCUAAAAACAAAACUGGCCAUCGAAUAUUGGCAACUGCAAGCCCUGGAAAUACUGGAAGCUAGUGGCUACUUUGGUGAUAAUUUUAUACUUCUUACGACAUCUGUACCGAUAAUUUGGGGAAAAUCCUAUCGCAACUAUUUGGCACACGAUUCCAUUUCGUACGAUCUACUGACUGGUUCGAGUUCGCUGAAAACUCUCGUAAACGGAUUCGUACUUGCGCGGCAUUCGGAUGAGUUGGAUAUUUUUGCGAAAAGCUCAAAGUUUGAUUUGAGUGACUUGAGUGAAGUGGAGCGCGAUGCUUGCCACUGGUUGACGGGUCAAAAAAAUUUACUCGACGCCACUCUGGAACGCAAUCAUUCGCUUUUUGCGGAGUGCUUGCAGGAAAGAGCCGAUUUCCACGGACGAUAUUUACGAUCACUCGGAUUUUGCGAGCAGCUGAACUUUUAUUUCAUUCCAGACAUAGCUGCUCAUGCAGGAUUUAAUGUAGACGAGUUCAAAACAGAUCUGGUUCAGCUGGAGAAAGACAACUCCCAGGAAAUUGAUAAUUUAUUUUCGUACAACAAACUGACAACUGAACUGAACAUGCGCCGAUUUGACAAAUCGUUCCCCGUUCGCAAAGCAAUAUCAGAAUUCAAAAUGCGUCAACCUCAGCUGGUCACUCCGUGUAUCGGUGCCUUGCUGCCACAUUUACAGGAGACUGGGCAGAAUGAUUUGAUGGUUGAGUUACUUCAGGAGUAUGCAGAAAAAGCUACCAAGAUGCUGCUUCUCAUCUGUGCCGAACGUACUCAUUCCACUGGAAACUUCAUGGAAAAAUGGACAUUCAUCCCUAUCCAUCCGAGCAGCAGUGCAUUAGAUCAACUGUUCUCCGCUGGUAAAUCUGUUUCGAAAGAAGUGCUAACCAAUGUCAUAACAGUAAAUGACAAUCAAAUUUUCGAAUAUAUCAUGCGAAAAUGCUACAACACCGAUCGUUCCACGCUUCUUGAGUCAGAUUCAUCAAUAGUACUGAUAACGUCCUGUAUGUUUGGCCGAUUGAAAAUGGUUCGCACCUUGUUAGAUUUAAAACCUGGACUGGAUAUUUCAGUUCUUAACACAGCACUGAACGCCAGUCGCGUACGGAUUGCCCAACUUUUGAUCGGUUGCGGAGCGAAUCCGUGGAGCAAUGAAAUGUCGCCAGUGCGCUCGGGCAUAACUGAACGUAACUUCAAAUUUAUUCGUAAGGUGCUUAACGAAUCAUUUCCGGAACAUUUUCACAAAGAAGUUGCUUGUUUGAGCGCACAGUUUGGUUCGGAACGUUUUAUACGUUUCGUAUUGACAACCGGAAUAGAUAUCUGGCAAUGCGGUGGGGUCCUCGAAGCUGCAUUGAAGAACAAACGUACUGAAAUAUUCGAUCUUCUAAGGGAAUUGAUCUUCAAACCAGUCGAGAGAUUCUGCGAGUCUGUAGCCCUGCACACUUGGAUGAGACUCGUGAACGAUUUGAAAAUUUUAGCGUAUUUAUUAACUGACCCGUAUUUCAUCGUAAGCUGUGUAAGUAAAAACCUGCAUUACACUAGUGAAAUACUAGAUCAGAUUUUCAGGCUUUUAACGCUAUAUGAAAACUCUCAUGCUGUGAAUUGUUUAGUCGCUGACAGUGCCGGGAGUGUGGAAAUUGAUUUACAAAAUCUUUUAUCAAACCAAGAGUUGGCAGCAACAAUCAUCCAGAAAUGUUCCUCGAUACAAAAAUUUUUCGUCGAUUGUUCCCUGAACUUGCUGCAAGAUAAAAGAAAUUUCACUUCCACAAAGACACUUCCCCUAUUGCUAGGGAUCUCAGCGGCACACAUUUGAUAGGAAAAGUUUAUGAAAUAACCAGUAGCUAUUUGACGCAAUCAAACCUUCCACCGGAUGCCAUAGCUAUACUUUUCAUUGAAACGCCACAAAACCAUUUUCAAUAUCUACAAGCUGGCUCCAGCAC
Molecule: messenger RNA, 3908 nt
Organism: Wyeomyia smithii (pitcher-plant mosquito)
Lineage: Eukaryota; Metazoa; Arthropoda; Insecta; Diptera; Culicidae
Exons: 2
Coding region: 8-3781 (1257 amino acids)
Source: RefSeq, a predicted model, not a curated record